Messenger RNA from Dermatophagoides farinae (American house dust mite), 5087 nucleotides. NCBI's taxonomy places the organism in Eukaryota, Metazoa, Arthropoda, Arachnida, Sarcoptiformes, Pyroglyphidae. The record is from RefSeq and is a predicted model, not a curated record.
UAUAUGUUUUUUCAUAUACACAAAAUAUCUAAUCAUUUAUAACCAAUGUCAGGUUUUUAUUUCGAUUCAAUUUAAUUCAUUCAUUUAUUUAUGUGUAUAAUAAUAAUUGCUCAUAGUUAACUUGUGGUCGCAAUGAAUUAUAACAACAACGAUAAGGCGACAGAAAAAAAAUGAACCUUAUUCAGUAUAUAUCGGUUCCGAAUUCUGGCCACACACAUACAUGUGUGUAAUGUAUAUUUUGUCAAAUAUAAAUGAAAUAAAAUGGAAUAUAUACCAGAAAAGAAUAUGGCAAGCAAAGAAGAAUAUGAACAAGUAAAAAUUGAUCUAAAUUAUUGACUUUAUUAUUAUAUAUUGGAAAACAACCAUAAAAGAAACGGCCAUACACUCUAAACUUUUUUCCUCGAACGAAAAGCCAAAAGCAAUAAUAAUCAUUAUUAUAAUAAAAUGAAAUGUCGACUUUUUCUCACUAUUCGAAUCAUUCAUUAUUGGUCGCUUCAAUUUAUUUGGUGUUGAUAAUUGUGGUGGUCGUGGUCGUUGUUGUGAUAGUGAUAUAUCAGAUAUUCUAUAUUUGGUUUUAUCUGUUGAAGAAGAAAACAAGGAAGCAGAAGAAAUUGAACCUGAUUGUGCGCUUAAAUUUUAAAAAAUUAUAUAUUUCAUCAUCAUCAUAACAUCUUUUUCGUAUAAACACACGGGUUAUAUAUUUUGUUCAGGAAUCUAUCCAACUUGACGAUACAAUCGUAAUCAUCAUUUUGGUAGUAGCAGUAUCAGUAAUAGUAGAAUAAAAAUUUGGUACUUUUCUGGAACACACACACACAUUUCUGGUACAUGUCGAAUUCCAUCGAUAUAUUUGGCGCUAGUCACGUUCACUAUUUGUUUCCCACUAAAUGACCCAAAUAUGAUGAACUUUAUUGAAGAGAACGACAACAACAACAAGAAAUAUCCAGAAUGAAGAAGUGGUUCAACAUGGUAUUUUCCGAAAAGUGUGUGUGUCUCACCCCUUACUAUUCAGCUUUACAUAAUCGUUUUUCUAUUGUGGGCUAUUCAAUGCAUGAAUUGAGGAAGUUUUUUUGUUCCUGUAUAUACUUUUAUGGAUUGAAGCAAAUAUUGAUGCUGUAACAAAAAAAAGAAAAGAAUCGGAAGAAAGAAUGGAAGAAUAAUUUCUGGUUGAUUGUUUACCUUCCUGAUUAAAUGAGCAAUUUAUAUUAUGCAUAUACACAAUAUAAUAAAAGAAAAAAUCUCGAUCAAAUCAUCAUUAUCAUCACACGGUUUGUUUUGUUGUUUUUUUGUUGCAGCUGGAUCGAACCAGAUUUGUGAUUGAAUCAUAGUGCUUUUUUCCUCCAAUUCUGAUUCUGACGAUUCGAUGUAUAUCAAUUCUCAAAUAAUGAGGUUAACAAAACAAUAGCUAGAAUCUAAUAAAAAUAAUGGUCAAAUCAUCAUCAACAGCAACAACCGUAUCAUCAUCAUCAUCACCACAGAAUAUGAUGGCUGUAGCAACAACAAUCUCUUCAACGACAACGGCAACAACAACAACAACAACAACGAUGAAUAAAUCUAAUUUAGUUGAUCACUCUAAGAAAUUAUCGUCAUCAUUAUCAUCUACAACAACAAGAUUGACGCCAUCACCAUCAUCAUGGAGGCAUUUUUUCUACAUACUUGGCAUUUAUCGUUAUGUUUUACUUUGUUUAUUAUUCGGUUGUAUGAGUUUGAUUAUUGGCGUGGCACUUUUUUUACUUGGCAUUUUAUUUCGUUCGAAUACAACGUCCAUUCAUCUUAUCGAAUCGGUACCAUUAUAUAUGCCAUCAUUGAUUCUAUUCUGUAAUGGAUUAUCGUUGGUUGCAUUUAUGAACAAAAAUACAAGACGAUUGUAUUUGCUCAAAUCUGUUUGUGGUCUAUAUUUAUUGGUCACAUUAUUGAUGAUAAUCAUUGCCAUAACUACAUCGACCAUACAUCUUCCAAGAUUACAUUCACAUCGUGAAUGUGCAUACAAUGUUCGUAUACGUGCCUGUACUUGUGUUUUAUCUCAUCAACAACAACAGCAUCUAAUCAGUAUUCAAAAUAGUAAUAAUAUUGAUGAUGAUAAUGAUGAUGAUGGUGAUGGUGAUAUUCCAUUGUCAAAUCCAUUUAGAGCAUCUUCCAAACAUUUUACCAUGGAAGAAAUUAUGAAUUGUGAUCUAAUCCAUGGUAUAAUUUAUGAUUCAUUAAGAGUGGUAUUUGCCUUGUCUUUAUUAGCCAUAGCGAUUUCAAUAUUUUCAAUGAUAACAUUGUUUCAAUUAUCGACACAUGAAAAAAGGAAAUUAUGUUUUAACAAUCAAUUGGCUAUGGCUCGUGAUCAUCAUCGCCGUCAAUAUCAACAAGCUCAACAGAUUCAUCAUUCAUCACGAUCACAUUCGCCACCGGUUAAUCAUCGAUCAUUAACGAGCGAUGACGAUUGUCUACCCACAUCUAUGACAACAACAGCAACAAUAACUGCAAAACAACAAACGUCCACAAAUCAAUUCUGCCAUCCAUCAUUACCUACAGAUUUCAAAUGUCUUUCUGCCGAUUUUUCUUCACAAGAUUUGCUUAUUGAUAAUCAUCAGAAUUCUAUCCAUCAAACAUUCAAGUCACCCACUACUAUUUCUAAUACACCUGGAGAUGAUCCAGAAUUGCUAUUAUUUUCACCGACUAGAAAAUUAGAACCACAAGAUAAAAUAUGGUCGUCAUCACAUUCGACUACAAAUUUUGCCAUUCCAGAUAUUGAACAAUAUCAAUCAUCGGAUAAAAAUGACCACCAACAAUCAUCCGGAUCAAAUCUAAGACGAUAUAUGAGCGUCAUAUUAGACACACCAUCAAAUGUACAUUCAUAUGUAUGGCGUAAAUUGAAUUCAUUGAAAAAUAUUCAAAAACAUAAUAGCACACGCGAUGAUAUGCAUACGAAAUUUUCUCAACAACAACGUAAACAUCAUCAUCUUCUUCCACCUCCUCAUAUAUCCAUACCACGAUUUUCCGUGUCACAACUGUCCAAUAUGAAAACUGAUAAUUCGAAAAAAUCACAAUCCAUCCUACAAACUGCAUCUUCAUCAUCAUCAUCAUCGUAUAGCAAUGCAUCGUCUUCCAGUUUAGGAUCAUCAAGUUUCAUCAAAAACCAAACAAUUCGUUACCAAUUGAAUACGGCCAAUAAUGUAGAAUUAUUAUUGCCAAAAGAAUCUCAAUUGAUUUUUUCACAAAAUUCUUCCGUUGAUCUAGAAUCUGGCCAUCAAUGCUUAUUCGAACCGAAUGAAAGUUUAUUUAACAAUGUCGAACAAUCACGUACUGAUUUUACUUCGAAAUAUAGUCAAUCACUACAAUCAGAUAAUUCCAUCUCAAAGAAUGAAUCAAAUGAUCAUUCAAAAUGGUCCAAAUGUUUAACCAAUUUAGCCAAUUCAUUCGAAUGUAUCGAUGAAGAUGAAGAAUUAGCUAAAGGAUUUGUACAACCACCAACGUCAACAGCACAAUCAACAACAACCCAACCAUAUAUUAGUUAUUUCAAUCCAUUUGAAUCUACAUCCAUCAUUUAUGAUCGAUCAUCAAUCAAAGAACAAUCAACACUUGAUAAUCAUCCAUCCGAUAAUGAACAUCAUCUUUUUCGAUUAAUGGAUGCGGAAAAUAAUCGACAUCAACAAAAUACACAGCCAAAUCAACAACCAAGUUUAGUGGAUGUAUUUACGUUUGCAUCAAGCGGUAACAGUACCGAAUAUCAUCAUCAAAUAUACACCACAUUCGAAGAAGCAUUUAAAAAUUAUUAUGACUCUCAGAAUCGUAUUAGUAACAAUUACAGCAAUUAUUACACUCUUCCAUUGAAUAAAACUAAUGGUCAUACAGCGAAAGAUUCUCGUCAUCGUUAUCAUCGUCAACGAAAUGGUGGACAAUCAGACCGUAUUGUUAAUGGUCGACAACACCGGAAAAAUUAUUCACCAUCAUCACAAAAUGCAAUUGGAAUGUCUAACCCUUCUGCCAAGCAAAUGGCUAAACACCAAGAAUCAUCACCAAUAGUCGUGAAUAAUCAUACAGAAUUUACGGAAGAAAUUCCAUUUCAUGUUGCUAUCAUUGAACCACCUGAAGAUUAUCAAAAUCUUUUUCCUUCUAAUAAACAACAACCAGAAGCAAGUGAAACAAAAAAACAACAGAAAGUCCAAUCACAGACGAUCGAUUCGAAUGAUUUGAUUCAAACCAAUCAAUUGUUACCACAUCCGUAUCGAUAUUGGCUCGAGCAAAUGAACCAACCGAAAUUGGAUCAAAUUUUGACCGAUGAUAAAUUAAAUAAUCCUGCAUUCAUUGGUGAUGAUGAUGAUGAUGAUGACGACGAUGAUAGUUGUGAAGAUUUAGAAAAUGGUGAUGAUGACGACGAAGACGAUGAUGAUGAUGAAGCCGAUGGUGCUGGUGACACAUCAACAUCACAAGAUAUUGCCGAUUUCGAAUUAGAAUUAGAUGAAGAGCCAAUCAAAUUCGUCAGUGAAGACGAUUUCAAGAUAUUGGUAUCGAAUCCAAGCCUAAAAAAACUUGAGGAUCUUUUUCGUUCAGUUGAUUUAGGUACCAUAAAUAGUGUUCAUCAUAAUCAAAAUGAAGAUAAGAAUCAAAAUAAUACAAUCAUCACUAGAUUGCCAAAUACAAAUCAAAUACCAAAACCGUCAGAAACAAUGAAUGUUCCUGAAACAAUCCUAGUGGAGCCAUUGCCUAUAGUAGAAACUGCUGCAGCAGUAAAAUCACCAAUUGAUUUACUUGAAAUGAAUAUGAACCUUUUGAAACGACGUGUUCAAGAACAAAUGUUAAAUAUUAAUAAUCAGAAUAAAAAUGAUUGUGGUUUUGAUGGUUUCCGUAAAGGUUGUUUUGGUGAUGGCGAUGAUAAUAAUGAUUCAUCGGAUACAUCUACUACCGGUACGGCUUCAUCAUUAUCAUCAACCUGUGGUGAUGAACAAGUUAAUCAAGAUGAAGAAAGUACCGAUGAGGAACAUUCAAUUACAGCUGAAUAUAUAAAACCGCCUACGCCUUUUACUAAUUAUUUGUUUGAAUCUUAAUAUUAGCAACAAAACAAUGACAACAACAACAACAACAACAAAAUGUUUGAAUUU